UCUCGUUAUUUAUAAACCUCCGUUUAUAAAUCAAGACGAAACCUUAUUUGUCAGUGCGUCUCCGCUGCUCACUGAACUAUGCGAAAAUGGGUGCCUACAAGUAUGUGUCAGAGAUGUGGAGGAAGAAGCAGUCGGAUGUAAUGAGGUUUUUGCAGAGGGUGAGGUGCUGGGAAUACAGGCAGCUCCCAUCCAUUGUCCGUUGUACCAGGCCCACACGCCCUGAUAAGGCUCGCAGACUGGGUUACAAAGCCAAGCAGGGUUAUGUCAUUUACCGUGUCAGGGUCAGACGUGGUGGACGCAAGAGGCCAGUCCCCAAGGGUAUUGUGUAUGGGAAGCCUAAAAACCAGGGUAUUACCCAGCUUAAGUUCCAGCGCAACAAGAGAUCAGUCGCCGAGGAGCGUGCAGGUCGUAAAUUGGGUGGCCUCAAGGUCUUGAACUCCUACUGGAUUAAUCAGGAUUCAACGUAUAAGUAUUAUGAAGUGAUACUGGUUGAUGCUGCACAUAAUGCCAUUAGAAAUGAUCCAAGGAUCAACUGGAUCUGUAAUCCUGUUCAUAAGCACAGGGAACUUCGCGGGUUAACUUCAGCUGGAAAGAAGUACCGGGGCCUCCGAGGGAAAGGCCAUUUGUACCACAAGAACCGCCCUUCUCGACGUGCUACUUGGAAGAGAAACAACACCCUGUCCCUGCGCCGCUACCGUUAGGCUUGUUGAAGGUUUUUUUCCUGGCUCUCACUCUUAUGAUUUUUCUUGAUCACAAGUUUUGAAUUUUGAAAUGGACGAGGUGUAUGAGAAUUUUGAAAUGGACGAGGUGAAUGUGGUGAUUGACUUGCCAAACCCUGGUUUCUCCAAUUUGUUACUUUGGGACUUCAUUAUGUGUAGCAUUGUCUUGCUGUAGUUAUAGUAAGGAAAUUUAGUUGUGGUCUAUCUCUCACAAACAAGUUUUUGACUUGUCAAGUGGUUGGCAUACUAUAUGAUUGAGGGAAAAAGUUCAUAUAA
Messenger RNA from Amborella trichopoda, 995 nucleotides. Its product is annotated as large ribosomal subunit protein eL15z. Gene Ontology annotation, biological process: cytoplasmic translation. NCBI's taxonomy places the organism in Eukaryota, Viridiplantae, Streptophyta, Magnoliopsida, Amborellales, Amborellaceae. The record is from RefSeq and is a predicted model, not a curated record. Gene Ontology annotation, cellular component: cytosolic large ribosomal subunit; ribosome. Gene Ontology annotation, molecular function: RNA binding; structural constituent of ribosome.